GGACUCGGGCGAGAGCGACGCAGGGUCGGCGACGGCGAGUGCCCGGUGCGCGGCGGGGACGUCCGCGAGCUCGCUGAAGGGCUCCUUGGAGUAUUCAGAAGUUGAUUCCAUCAUGGCAGAACUCAAGGUGGAGAUGCGGGCCAGUGUAGACUGGCAGAAACGCUGCCUGGCUCUGGAAACACAGCUUUUCCGGUUCCGUCUUCAGGCCAGCAAGAUAAGGGAGCUGCUGGCUGACAAGAUGCAGGAGCUGGAGCAGAGGCUGCUGGAGGCGGAGCAGAGAGCAGAAAAUGCAGAGACCCAGGUGGGUGUGAUGGAAGAGAAGGUAAAACUGUCAAAUCUGAAGAAUGUGGACUCAGCAGGCAGCCUGCACCGGAAAUACCAGGAAUUGCUAAAAGCCAUGCAGGGCAAAGAUGAGCUCAUCAGCCAGCUGGAGGCACAGCUGGAGAAGCAGAAGCAGAUGAGAACUGAGGAAGCAAAAAUUGUUCAAGAAAAAGCUGCAAAGAUCAAGGAAUGGGUGACUCUAAAGUUAGCAGAGCUUGAGAUGGAGAAUCAGCACCUGAAAAGCUGUAAUCAGCACCUGGUGGAGCAGGUGGGAGCCCUUCAAGAGGCACUGGAAGUUCUUCGGAUGGUACCACAGGGAGCCCCAGAGCAGGAUUCUGUCUCUGCAGGGCCAGGAGCCCACCCUGUGGGGCAGAACAGUGGUCCCCAGGUCCAGGGUUUGAAAGCAGCUAUGGCUGCACCUUCUCCAGGUGCCUUGCAGAGCACCAACUCUGUUUCUAAAGCAAGAAGCCCCUUGGAGGAUUCUAGUUCCAGUGUGAUCCACUCUGCGGAAAUAGCAGAGGCCAAGACCCUUCAACCUCAUCCGGGAAAAGAGGGCUCUCCCAGCCAGCUGUUUGUGAAGCCACGCACCCCCAGACACGGGUCAGCUUCCUGGGGUGCGGGCCUGGACACUGCUCAGGGAGGGAUGCUUCCUGGGACCAAGACUUCUGCCAGGGAAGGUGGCCCCGGCAGCAGUCUGACCCUACCAAAGGUACGGGCUCCCAGCACCCCCCAGGACAGCAUCCAAGUGGCCAAAAGGCACCACAGCCAGCCCCAGGUGGGCCCUGGGCACUUUGACCACGUGGUGAGCAUUGAGAUUGGGGCCCUCUCAGCCCUGCACCCCUCUGGCCUUCUUGAGCUGGAGACCAGAGCUGAGUUCCAGGAGGAACCAGAGAAGAUGGAGAUGGAAGAGCCACCCCCAGCAGGGAAGAAGGAGGAAAGAGAGAGCCCAAAGGCUGCCAGAGCUGUGCUGGAAGAAGUGGAGCUUAGGAACAAGCCACCCACACCUCCCCUGCACCGGUUUCCAUCCUGGGAGAGCCGGAUCUAUGCGGUAGCCACUUCAGGCAUGCGGCUCUCUGAUGCGUCUCCCAGAAGUAAUGCUGACUGCAGUGCUUCAAGCCCUCCUGCCCUUGGGUCCCCUGGGCCUUUCUCUGGCCUUGUCUACAAGAAUGUCACCGUGCCUGUCUACACAGCACUGAAAGGGAGAGCCACGCAGAUCAGCACUGUACCCUUUGUGGACGAGUCUUCUGGGUCUGAUGAUGACUGCAGCUCUCAGGCCAGUUUCCGAACUUCCAUUCCCUGCUCUGAGUCCAGGAAGACCAGCGGACUAGGCAGCCCCCGGGCCAUCAAGAGAGGUGUCUCCAUGUCUUCACUGAGCUCCGAGGGUGACUACGCCAUCCCCCCAGACGCGUGCUCGCUGGACAGUGACUACUCAGAGCCUGAGCACAAGCUGCAGCGCACCUCAGCCUAUUCCACUGAUGGGCUGGGCCCAGGCGGGGAGUCACUGGAGAAGUCGGGUUACCUGCUGAAAAUGGGGAGCCGGGUGAAGACGUGGAAGAGGCGCUGGUUUGUCCUGAGACAGGGACAGAUUAUGUACUACAAGUCCCCGAGUGACGUCAUACGGAAACCUCAAGGUCAAGUGGAUCUGAACUCCUAUUGCCAAAUUGUUCGAGGGGAAGGUGCACAGACAUUCCAGCUUAUCUCUGAGAAGAAAACCUACUACUUGACGGCUGACUCGCCCAGCUUCCUAGAGGAGUGGAUCCGAGCACUACAGAGCCUGCUGAAGGUGCAGGCCACUGGGCCUCCAGCCCUGCCUCGGGGUGGCACCAAGCCCACUGUGAAGGGCUGGCUGACCAAGGUAAAGCACGGCCACUCCAAGCUGGUCUGGUGUGCUCUGGUUGGGAAAACUUUUUACUACUAUCGGAGCCAUGAAGACAAGCGACCCCUGGGCCGCCUGCCUGUGCAGGAUGCACGCAUAGAGGAAGUAGAUCGAUCCUGUGACUCGGAUGAGGACUAUGAGGCUGGAGGAACAGGACGAUUGCUCUCCUCCCACUGCACGCUGGUGAUCCACCCCCCAGAGCACAGCCCUACCUACCUCCUCAUUGGCACCAAGCAUGAAAAGGAUACGUGGCUUUACCACCUCACAGUGGCUGCAGGUGGCAGAAGUGCCAAGGUGGGCACUGCCUAUGAGCAGCUCAUUGGAAAACUGAUGGAUGGUGAGGGAGACCCAGAUUCCCCGCUCUGGAGGCACCCCAUGCUGUGCUACAGCAAAGACGGGCUGUACACCUCCCUCACCACCCUGCCCUCCGAGGCCCUGCAGACAGAGGCUGUCAAGCUCUUCAAGUCCUGCCAGCUGUUCAUCAACGUGCCAGUGGAAGCCGCCUCGGUGGACUACCAUGUGUCCCUGGCCCAGACGGCACUACAGGUCUGCCUAGUUCACCCCGAGCUGCAGAGUGAGAUCUACUGCCAACUCAUGAAGCAAACCAGCUGCCGCCCACCUCAAAAGUACUCCCUCAUGCAGUGCUGGCAGCUCCUGGCUCUGUGUGCCCCACUCUUCCUGCCUCAGCAUCACUUCCUCUGGUAUGUCAAACAGCAGCUCCAACGCCAUGCAGAUCCCAGAAGUGCGACUGGCCAGUAUGCCACCUACUGCCAGCGGGCAGUGGAGCGGACCCUGCAGGCUGGGGAGCGGGAAGCAAGGCCGUCCCGCAUGGAAGUGGUGUCUGUCUUGCUGCGUAACCCCUUCCACCACUCCCUGCCCUUCAGCAUCCCUGUGCAUUUCACCAACGGGACUUACCAGGUGGUUGGAUUUGAUGGCUCCUCAACAGUUGGUGAGUUCCUCCAGCGGUUGAACCAAGAGACAGGCAUGAGGAAGUCAGCUCACUCUGGCUUUGCCCUCUUCACGGAUGAUCCUUCUGGCAGGGACCUGGAACACUGCCUGCAGGGGAGUGUCAAGAUCUGCGAUGCCAUUUCCAAGUGGGAACAAGCCCUGAAGGAGCUCCACCCCGGAAAGUCUGAGGGAGGGACGCGUGUCGUGAAGCUGAUGUACAAGAACAGGCUGUACUUUCGGAGUCAAGUCAAAGGGGAGACGGAGAGAGAACGGCUGCUCCUCGCCUCCCAAACUAGUGAAGAAAUAGUGGCAGGGAGGUUUCCUGUCAACAAGGAACUGGCUCUUGAGAUGGCCGCUCUGAUGGCUCAGGUAGAAUAUGGGGACUUGGAGAAGCCUAUCCUGCCAGGCCCUGGGGGCACACCCCCUGCCAAGGCCCAGCAUUUCCUCCAGCAGGUCCUAGACAGGUUCUACCCAAGGCACUACAGACAUGGGGCGCCCCCAGAACAGCUGAGGCACCUGGCAGAUAUGCUGACCACAAAGUGGGCAGCACUACAAGGCUGCUCCCCUCCCGAGUGCAUCCGCAUCUACCUGACUGUAGCCCGGAAAUGGCCUUUCUUUGGUGCUAAGCUCUUUGCUGCUCAGCCUGCCCAGCUGUCUUCCAAGGAGAACACUCUGGUGUGGAUUGCUGUGAAUGAGGAUGGCAUCAGCAUCCUGGACCACAGCACCAUGCAAGUGCACGUCACUUACCCCUACUCUUCAUUGAUGACCUUUGGUGGCUGCAGGGAUGACUUCAUGCUUGUGAUUAGAUCCAUUCCAGACCAGAGCUCUGGAAGAGGCCACAUUGAGAAGUUGAUCUUCCGGAUGGCUGCUCCCAAGAUUGCAGAAGCCACCUUCCUCAUGGCCAGCUACAUGAACUAUUGCUCAGCAGCUGUGAACCCAUCCACUCACCCACCAGCAGCCCACCAGCCAUGGGAACUAGACGGACGGCAGCUCUUUGCUUCGGUUCCCUGUGCUAGCAAAGGACCAACAUUGCUAUGAAUAUUUCUUCUACCCCUUUCCCCACCACCACUGGUGUCUCUGGGAUUAGAGAUACAUAUCCUGGGGUAUGAUACUACUGUGACGGGUCUAACAGCCCCCCCCGACCCCAUUUGUUCUGUGAAAUGUGUAUUUCAGUGUCUGUGAAGACUUUACACUCUAGGUGCCUUACAAUGUUUCAGGGUCCAACUUUUAAAAAUCCAGACUCAGUGUAAAAACCACUUACUCUUUUUUCACAAGACACUGACUCUGGACGCUACCUGAUUCUAGACAUAGACAGGGAUGGUCCUAUAACUGAGGGCAUCAGUGCUGUAAGUGGGGGCUUUCUGCACUGAUACUCUCAGAUAAGUAAAUAUUUUUUAUAUUCUAUAUGGCCCUUAUGUGAGGAUUUAUACUUGAAGUUUUCUGAGCAUCCCUGAACAGAAUAGGACUAAAAUUUCCAAUUCACCUGAACUCUGAAAAAGCCUAGAACUCAUUAAAACUGGACUUCCUUUCCCAAGUGGGAAAGGUGUUGGCAGAGCUGGAGAAAAAGAAAUAGACUCACUGUUCCCCUUUAUUGGUGAACAGACAUUUGUGGUGCCACUUCUGAGGCAGCAGCUCCUAUCUUUGCAGGACAGCACGCUAUCCCUGCAAAGUUUCAAGCUCUUUUCUCUCACACUGGACUGGAAGCCAAACCCAGUACCACAUACUGUCCAAGCAAGGGCAGAGGCGGGGGGCAGGUCCAAUCUGACCUCUCCCUGUCUCAUUUUAACGACUGGACAGGGCUCAGUGAAGGCUGUGCUCACUACUGUAGGACGAGGUGGUCGUCGUUUGUUUCCCUACUCUUUGAAAGACCAAGCAAAUGCACCCUGCUUUUUGUUGCUCUUUGAGGCCACCAAAGAUGAGUCAGGAACACAGAAGACCCCCCAGGCUCAUGGGCCUGGAAGUGCUUGAGACAUCUGGUGAACUUCCACUGGGAAUGAGUUGGAGGGCAGAAGGCACGAAUAUGAAAUUUGCCUUAGCCUAAGAGCAGAAAGGUUCUUUUGCCUUUUGCCUUCCUGAUAACACCAUGAUCCCGUUCAACCUAGACCUUCUAGUUGAGUGCAGAGGAGAUGAUCUUUGUCUACACCCUCCUCUAACCGAAAAUAAAACAAAAAAACAAAAAAAAACGAAAGAGUUCAUACUCUGACUUUCCAACAUCUGAGAGACUGAGUUUUAUUUCAUAACUCUAAGGCAGCCUUACCAUUUGUCUUAAAGUUCUGAAACCUGUAUGGGUUUAACAGUAGCAUCCAAGAACCAAGCCUUUAACCCCAACAAUGUGUGUGUUGGGGGGUGGGGGCACACACAGCAAAAACUGCAAGGCUGGUUCUAGUUUAUCUGAACACCUCAGCUGCUAUAAGUUUCCCCUUUUACCCUUUAAACUGACAAGCAGGACUAAAAAGCACAUCAGAAUUUCUGCCUUUUUAAAGUGAACUUGAGUUUGCAAGGUAGGCAGUUUUACAGCCAUUUCUAUUCCGGCCUUUCACCCCAGGAUUUGGGGACCUAGCUGAGACAUUACUACCUCGAAUAAGUCACAUGUCACAUGUACCAUACUCCUGGAUAAGCCCUCUAGGGCUGAUGUAAAAGGCAGAGACUAUAGCUCUGGUUUUAUAAUAUCAUCAGUGUCUCUAAGGCCAAUAAGGAUAAUAUUAUCUAGCCAGAGAUAUCAAAAAUAUUAGUAUUUGAAAGAGAGUGAGCAAGAGUGGAGCUGUGUUCAUCCUGGAUUUGGGGUUCAAACUGUUUCCUCCACCUUCUCUCCUUCUUCCUAAUCCUCCAGGAAUCCUCCCUUAGUUUAUUAAUUUUAUACAGAAAAAACUGCCUUAGAAACAAAGGCUUCUAUAAUUUGCUUAUUUACCUUCUUUAACAUGUGAGUCUCAUGUCUGGAAACCAAAGCCAAAUUUCUGUCUGGCAUUUUGUCUCAUCCCUCUUGGUAAAAGCAGCUUUUGAAAUGACAGAAAAUGCUGAGUAACAUAAAAGUAUUGUGUUUGAUACCCAUGACUGAA
Messenger RNA from Cynocephalus volans (Philippine flying lemur), 6201 nucleotides. RefSeq names its product pleckstrin homology, MyTH4 and FERM domain containing H1 (gene PLEKHH1). Lineage: Eukaryota; Metazoa; Chordata; Mammalia; Dermoptera; Cynocephalidae. The coding region runs from base 113 to 4183 and encodes 1356 amino acids. Gene Ontology annotation, cellular component: cytoskeleton. The record is from RefSeq and is a predicted model, not a curated record. The transcript has 29 exons.